Molecule: messenger RNA, 163 nt
Organism: Microbotryum saponariae
Lineage: Eukaryota; Fungi; Basidiomycota; Microbotryomycetes; Microbotryales; Microbotryaceae
Source: the annotation of a GenBank genome assembly
AUGUCGUGGGUCGCCGCUGCGAGAGUGAUACGGCUAUACGACAACGCAUGUACGAUGACAGGUCAGAUCCAAGGCGUUCCCGCAAGUGAGCAGUAGUAUCAUCACAAACUUUGACGCGAACUCACAUGCAGGUCAAAACAAGAUGAUCGAAGGGUUCAAAUAA